Monascus purpureus is the source of this 2041-nucleotide messenger RNA. The record is from the annotation of a GenBank genome assembly. NCBI's taxonomy places the organism in Eukaryota, Fungi, Ascomycota, Eurotiomycetes, Eurotiales, Aspergillaceae.
GGGACAGAGAAAAAUAGUUAGAGUUGCGGAAGCUCAGAGCGGAUCUUCAGCCACGUUUAAACAAGAACUCCUACCACUUCGCAACUCAUCGUGUCUCCUUAGCUUACGCUCAAUCGAAGAGCAACAGUGUCCCUGUGUUUCUUCUUUCUUAUCCUCUUUGAUCCUAGCCAACCAUGCAUCGAUCGCCUUUUGUUCCGCAACCCGCGCAGUCUCCUCCGCUUCACCAUCCAGUGCCGCAGCAUGUCUCGACUGUGCCGAUGAUGCGCUCACCACCUCUCCCAGUCCAACCUCAGACAUCAAGCUAUGGCAAUCCAUAUCAACCGUCACCAGCACAAGGUGGCAGUGGGACAUUUGCUCCGGGGUUCGGUGGUUUCAUCAACGACCCGGCAGCACAAAUGGGAUUUCAAGUUGGCAAGAAUGCGAUGAUGGCUGGACAAGAGUAUAUGGAACAGAAUUUCAACCGCUACGUAUCUAUACCAGCGCUCAAACAUUACUUCAACGUUUCCAACUCCUACGUCCUGAAUAAACUCGCCCUCGUUCUUUUCCCCUGGCGUCACAAGCCGUGGUCUCGACAGCAGGCGCGUCUUACUGCGACCUCCGCUGGGCCUAAUGGCCAGUUAAUGCAGCAGCAAUACUCGUCCAUGUUCCUCCCCCCUCGCGAUGACCUCAAUUCACCGGAUAUGUACAUUCCCGUCAUGGCCCUGGUUACGUACAUCCUUCUCUCCGCGAUGCUCGCAGGUUUCCGUGGAAAUUUCCACCCGGAGCUUCUGGGUUCUAUAACUACGACCGCUAUUGCGGUCAUCGUUUUCGAGAUUAUAUGUUUGAAGAUGGCGAUGUACAUCCUCAGCAUCAGCAAUGACUCGCAAUUACUCGACCUAGUUGCUUACUCUGGCUAUAAAUUUGUGGGGAUCAUCGUCACCCUGGUGGCCUCGGAGAUCUUGACUCCGGGAAGGGGAACUGGUGGUUGGGUCGGUUGGACAGUGUUCACCUAUACUUUCCUUGCGAAUGCUUUCUUUCUGCUUCGUUCCUUAAAGUAUGUCCUACUACCUGAUUCUAGCAGCGAUGUGUCCAUGCGCGGUGGAUCCAUGCAGACCGUCGCACGUUCACAGCGCAACCGUCGGACGCAGUUUCUCUUCAUCUACUCGUAUAUCAUCCAGUUUAUCUUCAUGUGGGUUCUCAGCUGUGAAGAGGCUUUGCCAGCUGCAGGGGCUGCGUCUUCAUAAAAGGCAUUUAUAUAUGUGGACUUAGACGGAUCUUGUGGGAAGGAUACAUGAUACACGGGGCGAAUGGCAGUUCGUUUGAGCGAAUUGAUAUGGAAUGUCUAAAAUUACAUAGCGUCUUUUUGCUUUCUACUCCUUUUAAUUUUUCCUAUCUUAUGCAAAUGUUGUCACAUAGCGACGAACUUUGAUCAACUUCGAGUACAUGAAUUCUUUUAUUAUCACUAGCUGUUUUCAUGAGUCCUAUGAAUUGGCAGUGCUUCGCAUUGACUAGUCAAAUUAACUGCGAGGAAGUUAGACACAAAUCAAAUUCAACCAGAACAUGAGUAAUAGUAUCUGUGCGAAAACGAAGGUCCUCAGAGAUCUUGGUGUAAAGGGUAAUAUCAUCGCCAAUGGCGUCAAUUACUAUCUAGGCGUGAUAGUGUAUAAUCAUCGGACCGGGAAGGGACUUUAAAAGAGAGAUCUCGAACAUACCUGGCAGAUCGCUGAAAGGAGUCGAGGAUGAAGAAAAAGCAGCAAGUAACCUAGGACAGUCUUCAAUGGAUUAGUCCCAAUUGCAUUGCUUAUAUGGAGAACGACAAAGUUGACAACGACAGAUUUCAGAGAAAUUAAGAUUUUAAUAUCAUGCGGCAGUGCUGUAUUGAAAACCCCGGCGAGGGCUUCACAGACACUGCGUCAAUCGCAAAUUACCACAUCAUGAGAUGUCAGGGUUGAGAGGAGAGUAUUAGGACUUACCAGUACUCACAUCAGUUAGUAAGAGGAACUGGUGAUAAUGAAUAGCUCGAAUAGGAUAACAUUAUAUCCUAUAGACAGGGGCGUUCAAG